AUGGAUGCAGGCUUCAGCCGUUUCAGCCCUCGGCCGACUGACCAGAACAGCCUGAGCCCAGGGAGCCGACACCGCUGGGAAAACGUCUGUGCCAGGACCCCCCGCGGCAACCCACAGCCCCCGCUGCUCGCUGGCAUCCGCUUUGCUGCCAGCCACAGUUCAACGGGAGACAGGAUGAUCUGGUUCUGUGGGGACCAUCGGAAGCUUAAAGCCAUCGCGGUGUCCGAUGCCGACCCCAUGCCCAGGCCUGGGGAGAGUCUAGACACGCUGAGGGGGAUGGAGAACCUGGCCCUGGCAGACACUGGUGACAUGGGCAUCUCUAGCCAGACCGGGGAGGAACAGGUGUCCCAGGUGAAGAGGGGGCUGGGCUGCCCCAAGGAGGUGGGACUGACGGUCGGGACUCGGGUCCAGCUGGGCUGGCGGCUGCCGGACGUGCAGCGGGCUGAGAUCAUGGAUAAAAACACGUUAACGAGCCCCCCGGGCGGGGGAGAGUCAGAGCCGGUGGACGUGCUGAAGGCACUGCAGUUCCAGGCCCAGCCGGCCGGCGUGCGGAAGGCGACGGGGUUCUGCCCCGCCAGGCAGGCAGGGACGGGGCCGGACGUGGCCUACAGGAUAUCACGGCAGGCGCAGAUCAGCGCCCCCACAAGGCAGCUCUUCCCAGGGAAGUUCCCGGAGGAUUUCUCCAUCAUGGCCCUGGUGAAGGCCAAGGCCGGGACCCAGGCGUUCCUGCUCUCCAUGUACGACCAGCACGGCACCCAGCAGCUGGGCGUGGAGCUGGGGCGCUCGCCCGUCUUCCUCUACCAGGACCAGAACGGCCGGCCCGCCCCCGAGGACUACCCGCUCUUCCGGGGCAUCAACCUCGCUGACGGCAAGUGGCACCGGUUGGCACUGAGUGUGCGCAAGCAGUCGGUGACGCUGAUCCUGGACUGUAAGAAGAAGGUGACGCGGCCGCUGCCCCGGGGCCCCCGCCCGGUGAUCGACACCCGCGGCAUCACUGUCUUUGGCACCCGCAUCCUCGACGAGGAGGUCUUCCAGGGUGACAUCCAGCAGCUGCUCAUCGCCCCGAACCCGCAGGCAGCCUAUGACUACUGUGAGCACUACAGCCCCGACUGCCACGCUCAGCCCCAUGCGCCCCAGGCACAGGAGGCGCAGCAGAGACCUGCCAGGCCCGAGUACUUUGAUGAGGAGAUGGAGUACUCUGAGUACCCCCACUCUUACGGGAAUAAAGAGGAUGGGAACUCACCUCUCCCCACACUUUCGGGGGGCGAAGUGGAGCAGGUAACCUGGGGGGGGCAGGUUCUGCUCCCCCCCACCCAUGUCCGUCUGUCUGCCCCAGCUCCUGUUGUGUCUGUGUCUCAUCCUCUCAUGGCAGUGUCGUCCAUCCGUCCAUCCAUCCAUCCAUCCAUCCAUCCAUCACUGCUUCAUGGCACCCCCUGA
Mauremys mutica (yellowpond turtle) is the source of this 1437-nucleotide messenger RNA. Its product is annotated as collagen alpha-1(V) chain-like. Gene Ontology annotation, cellular component: cytoplasm; nucleus. Gene Ontology annotation, biological process: translational elongation. The record is from RefSeq and is a predicted model, not a curated record. The transcript is spliced from 8 exons. The coding region runs from base 1 to 1437 and encodes 478 amino acids. Lineage: Eukaryota; Metazoa; Chordata; Testudines; Geoemydidae.